Messenger RNA from Westerdykella ornata, 1176 nucleotides. Its product is annotated as TPR repeat protein-like protein. Gene Ontology annotation, molecular function: Hsp90 protein binding. Gene Ontology annotation, biological process: protein folding. Lineage: Eukaryota; Fungi; Ascomycota; Dothideomycetes; Pleosporales; Sporormiaceae. The coding region runs from base 1 to 1176 and encodes 391 amino acids. The record is from RefSeq and is a predicted model, not a curated record. The transcript has 2 exons.
AUGGCCAGUCAAUCAGCACAGAAUGGCGCCCCGCGGCCAUCCGCAGACCUCCCUCCGGCCAUGGCCGAAAUCCAGUCUCAGAGCGCCGACGACGUGCUGCGAGAGAUGAACCGGCUGCCCCUCUUCAUGACCACCUUGGAUGAGACGGACGGCGAAGGCGGCGAGAACGUUGCUCUGGAGGCGCUCAAGGCGCUGGCCUAUGAAGGCACGCGGGCUGAGGUUGCCGAGAACUUCAGACAGCAGGGGAAUGACUGCGCAAGAGCAAAGCAGUGGGCCGACGCAAAGGAGUUCUAUGACAAGGCCAUUGCAGCCUUACAUGGGCCGCAGACGAAGCCCGACGACGAUGUCGAUCAGCAGACCAAGAUUGAAGUGGAAUUUGACGAGGAGGCGGAGAAGGACAAGGAGAGGAGGAUCGAGGAGGCAUGCUACGUGAACCGCGCGCUGUGUAACCUGAUGAAGAAGAACUAUCGCUCCUGCAUCUCCGACUGCGCCUCCACCCUCCGCAUCAACCCCUCCAACAUAAAAGCCUACUACCGCUCCACGCUCGCCUGCCUCUCUCUCGACAAACUUCCCGAAGCCCUGGACGCCUGCACCCGUGGCCUCGCACUAGACCCCUCCAACACCGCCCUCCAAGCCCUCAAGACCCAGAUCUCCGACCGCCAGAAACAGCUCGACGCGCAGGCCAAAGCUCGUAGAGAGCGGGAAGAGCGUAAAGCCUCUGAGAAGGCGACGCUGAGUCUUGCAUUGAAGAGCAGAGGGAUCCUGACGAGAAGUACAGACGAAGCGCCGGAUCUGGAGGAUGCGGCCGUCAAGUUGGCGAACCCUCUCGAUCCGAGCUCCGAGCUGUCGUUCCCUGUGCUGCUACUCUACCCGGCGCAUUCCCAGUCCGACUUUGUCAAAGCCUUCUCAGAGAAGGAGAGGUUGGACCAGCACCUGGAGUACAUAUUCCCGCUGCCAUGGGACGCGGAACAGGAAUACACCGUGGAGGGUGUGGAAGCGUACAUGGAGACGGCAGCGGGUGGGCUUAUCAAGGCAGGCAAGAAGAUGGCGCUGGGCAAGGUCCUGGGGUCAGGCAAAGUCGAGGUCGUGGAUGGCCUGGUCAGGAUCAGUGUGUUGCCAAAGGCGAAGUCCUCGACGUGGAUCGAGGACUUCAAGCAGAGAAGAGCGCGAGGAUGA